AUGAUACCUAUGGAGAAUAAUGUGGCAGAAAAAUUUAAUGGGCUAAUAUUAAAGUUCUGUGAUACUUCAACGUAUUGCGAUUCGCUGAAUUCAUUACAUGAAUGCAUGGAAACCAUAUUGAACGAAGGAUACCAAAUGAUAGAUGAUAUCAAUAUGAAUCAGCUAGACUCAGACGGACUCUAUAGUGCAUUUGAAAGCUAUCUUAUGGAUAUGACAUAUGAUGUAGCGUUUUUUAAAAUCACUCAAUUUCUACUGCCUCAAGACAGAAAAUUAAGUCUGGCAUUAGAAGAUAUGGAGCAAUUGGAUUUCAGCCAAAUUGCAUUGCCUGACUCUAUCAAAGAUGAACGAAGAAGAGUCCAAUUAGCUAUUGCUGUAUUUGAGAAAAUUGGUUCAUACAGAACACCAGCAGACAAAUUAGAUUGUUUGCUUCAGACUAUUUUUGAACUCACAAGAGAUGGUCCAGAUCACUUUCUUGAUUCCGAUUCCUUGAUUCCCUUGUUACUCAUGACACUGAUCAGGAGUAAAGUACCUCAUCUUACUGCCAACUUGGUGUAUAUGAAGAACUAUACAUUUGAGCGUAAUAUUGUGAGUGGAAGAUAUGGCUAUGCUCUUAGUACAUUUGAAGGUGUGCUAGACUAUAUUCUCACUACUUAUUCGGAUUUGUCUAUUCUGUCCAGAAAGAAUAUAAGGUUCUGGUCAUCUAUUAAGACGGGUGAUCUUGCUUGUGUCAAACGUAUGAUUCUUAACGAAUAUAACGCUACACAUGAUACUCUACGCGAUAUGGCAGGGAACACUCCACUUAUGCUUGCUUGUAUUCAUGGACAAACACACAUUGUAGCAUAUUUGCUUGAUACUUGCAGUACACGCAUAAGAAACGAUCAAGGAUCAACACCUCUUUUAUGUGCUGUACAACACAAUCAUUUGGAGACGACUCGAUUGUUGCUUCAAAGAGAUCCUUUUGGACUGGGCUCAAUUCUUGACAUGGACAAUAUGGGCUACACAGCAGCUUUAUAUGUCUGCGCUACUCAUCAAUCUGAUAUGUUGCGAUUAUUGAUUGAAUCAGCAAAGGAUAAAGCAUUACUUGAUCACAUCAACCCAAUCACUCAAGAAACAGCACUUCACAUUGCUGUUCGGAACAGACAAGGUUCUUUAGAUUUCUUACUCUAUAUCCUAAGUCAAAUGAACAAUACACUCAAAUCACACAAGAAUAGACAGGGCGAACUAUUUUAUCAUACAUGCAGUCAUGUUGAAUUUCUCAAGUACAUGUUAGAACACCAUGGUUUAUCAGACGAUGUGAUGAUUCACUAUUCUGUCGAUAUAAACAAUCAAUUGCCUAUUAUGAGUUGGGCUGCUCGAGGAAGACUGGAUCUUGUUGAACUUUUGAUAACAAAACUAAAGAAAAAACAAGUUUUGCAUGUAAACAAGGAUGGAAAGACACUGCUUCAUUUAAUUGCUACCUGUAUAGGCAAGAAAAACCAUGCUUCUUUUGGAGAAAACAGUUUGGAUUUUAUUGUGGAAAAACUCAAGGAUGCUGUUCAUAUCAGAGAUUGGGUGUAUGGUGAUACACCUCUUCACGCUGCUGUUCGAGUCAUACCUUCAUCACAAAACUUAAUGGCAGAUUCGAUUGCAUUUAUCAAAGCAUUGAUGAAGCAUGGUGUCAUCAUUGAUGCGGUUAAUUUGAGAAAUCAACGUGCACUUGAAAUUUGUAAAGUCCCUGAAAUGAUUGCUUGUAUCGAAGAAUCUUGCUUGAAAGCAGAAUCGAUUUCUAAUCAUAUGGCAAAAUGUAGUGCAUAUCAAUUUACUUGGGCAGUAACAAGAUCAGUGACACAAAUCAAUGAAAACAAACAAACAGAAACGUAUUACAUUAUCAAAAGUGGACAGAUAAACAAACCAGAUACAAUGCGAACAGUCAAAAGAAGCCUACAAGACUUUCUAUUUCUGCGUUCCGAGCUAUUAUAUGAAAUGCCUGAAGUAUUUUUACCAACAUUAGAGCACACUUCAGACCCAACAUUACCUCCUUUCAUGAUGGAGAAUACAUUAGGAAAGCUACAAGCAUUUAUGGAUUGGAUACUUGACCAUCCUAUUCUUCGAUACCAUGACUUGGUUCUUUCAUUCACUCGUUGUUCAACAAAUCUUCAGCGAACUGUGAUUAAAGACAAAUCAUUUUCGAGGCGAAAACUCUUGCUCGAGAAGAUCAAUGACACCAUUCCUUUUGUCAUUAGCAGUAAUGGGAAUGGUAGUGUGAUGAGCAGCAAAAAUGAAGAAUAUUUUUUAAGCUAUAUUCGACAGACCAUGUUGCCAUUAAAAGAACUCUAUUUAAAUGCAGUAUUGAACACCAAGAAAGCAUUAUUUGUUGGACAAGAAUUGGAAAGACAAAUGGCAGUUCUUGCUAAUAAAACAGCAGCAGCAAAGAAUGCAUCUGACAUGUUUUCACUUAAUUCAUUAGCGAUAGAGACCAUUCAAGUGUGUGCAAAUAUGACAUAUCAGCGGCCGUUUGUUUCCUUAUGGCCUCAUUUCUUAAAAGUCAGUGAGCUAAACGUUGAUGUUGUAGGAGGCAUUUUGAUAUCUCUACAAAAACCUUUUGAGCUACUUGAAAAAAGAAACCAAUUAAAAGAUAACAUAGAAGCUCAAAAAGAAGGUCUUCAGAUAUCCAAAAGUUGGCAAAGCUUGUUUUCAGCUAAAGAGUCUAAACGACGUGCUGAACUAGAAAAGAGCAAAAUGAUACAGAGUAUGAAUGAAUUGAACCAAACAGACGCUCAAAUUCAACAAUCGCACAAGAUGAUUUCCGAUGAGCUCGCACAUUUUCAAUGCAUACAUCCAAAGAAAAUGAUCAAGACACUUCGAAUGCUCGCUAAAUCAACCUUGGAAAUGGAGAAAAAUAAGCUUUUUGUGUUAGAUCAGACAUUAGCCAAGUGGCAAAAACCACUUCCACCUACACCUGUGUAA
Molecule: messenger RNA, 2946 nt
Organism: Gilbertella persicaria
Lineage: Eukaryota; Fungi; Mucoromycota; Mucoromycetes; Mucorales; Choanephoraceae
Exons: 10
Coding region: 1-2946 (981 amino acids)
Biological process (GO): early endosome to late endosome transport
Cellular component (GO): transport vesicle; tubular endosome; plasma membrane
Molecular function (GO): SNARE binding; phosphatidylinositol binding; guanyl-nucleotide exchange factor activity
Source: RefSeq, a predicted model, not a curated record